AGUGGCCGGAUGGUGAUAGGGGGAGUGUGUCGUCUGCCGUGGCUGCCUCAGAGGAACAGAAAACCUUACUUAGUAGGCGUGGAGGCGACUUUACCGGGUGUUACAGUGUAUCUCUCUUACGUGGUCGUUAAGUGUCACUUCAGCAUCUGAUAUAAGGAGUGAGCGAGGAUGACGACGGCCGGGGGUCUGGUGGUGAGCUGGGUGGGGCCGGGCACGUCACCGGUAGACUGGUGUGAGGGUAACUACACCGUGACGCCACACAUCGCUGAGUUCGUCAACACCAUCACCAACAUCGUGUUCCUGGUGGGUCCUGCCGCCUGCACUAAGCUGUGGGCCAGCUACGCCCGCCACGUUUCUCGAGGCAUACAUGUGGUGUGGGUCUUCUUUGUGGUGAUUGGCCUCUCAUCUGCUUACUUCCAUGCCACACUCUCUCUCCUCGGCCAACUCCUCGACGAGCUCUCCAUCUUGUGGGUCCUCAUGGUCUCCUACACACUCUUCACACCUUUGCGUUAUCGCCCCAAGUUCUUGCGAUCUAACCAGCAACUGUACGCCGCCUUCAUGACCUUCCUGGCGGUGUUCAUCACAGCGUCGGCCUUUGUACAGCCGGCCAUCAACGCCUACGCACUGUUCGUGGUGGGUCUGCCAGCGGUGACCAUGUUGGUGCUGGAGAUACGGAAGAGCAGGGACCCCAACGUGGUGCGCCUGGGUACCAUCACCCUAGCGUCCCUCGUGCUGGCCGCCACCGCCUGGGUGUGUGACCGCUUCUUGUGUGCCAUGUGGCUGGCCCUGGACAUGACGGUGCUGCAUGGCCUGUGGCACAUCCUCAUCUUCAUUACGGCCUACUCCAUGCAGGUCCUCUUCUGUUACUUCCACGCCACACAGGACGUGCCGGAGUCUCGACCUGUACUGAGGUACUGGCCCAGACGGUCUUGGGGUCUGCCUUACGUCUACUGCCUCUUGGCCCAACACGACAAGACGCCCUGACCUGCGUCCACCACCCCCUACCACACACACUCACCCCAGGCACGUCUCACACUAGUCACAACCGCCAUGUAACACCUGGUGUGUCUUACACUAGUCAACAGCACCACACAACACCUAGUGCAUGCAUCUCACAGCAUUAGUGAACUGGCUUACAUGUUGACGCAUUCCUUACAACUCUGUGUUGUAGUCCAUGGCCUUGGUACUGUAGUGAUGUGA
Homarus americanus (American lobster) is the source of this 1200-nucleotide messenger RNA. RefSeq names its product alkaline ceramidase-like (gene bwa). Gene Ontology annotation, biological process: ceramide metabolic process. Bases 169 to 984 code for a protein of 271 amino acids. The record is from RefSeq and is a predicted model, not a curated record. Gene Ontology annotation, cellular component: membrane. Lineage: Eukaryota; Metazoa; Arthropoda; Malacostraca; Decapoda; Nephropidae. Gene Ontology annotation, molecular function: hydrolase activity, acting on carbon-nitrogen (but not peptide) bonds, in linear amides. The transcript is spliced from 2 exons.